CCUGUAUCAACCUGUAUACACUAAACACCUAAACCUAUUCUGUACUCGGUAUUUAAAGAUAUUUUUAUUUUCUUUUAAAAGAAAGGUUUGAAAACCUUAAAGCCGUUUAGGGACAUAAUCAUUUAUUAAAUAAAUGAUCCUUUAAUGCUACUCUCGAAGUAAAAUGAAGACAAAUCCUUGCAAUGUUUGUGGUUGUACCGAUUUGAAGCUGCUAGAUGGAUUUUAUUAUUGUAUUGAAUGUGGUACACAGGAUAAAAACGUGCAGGAAAGAGUGGUUGAACAUCUUACGCAAGCCGAUGGAACUAUCACGGGCUUAAGUACUGUUAGAAAAAUAGUUACUAAUGAAAAGGAAAGUGUCGACUUGGGCAGUGAAUGGAAUAAAUGGCAUGGGUACAACUUUGUAAUGGCAGGCUUAGCAGAUGAACUUGUGGGUAUUGGUGCCAAGCCAAGUGUUAAAAUCAAACUACUGUGGAUUUGGAUCAGAUAUAUAAAGAAAUUUCAACUAAAACAAUCUGAGUCAGAAAAUGAGUUUACAAUAGGGCAUGAUGAUGAAAAAUCUAAAUAUGAUACAGAAAAACAAGAAAAUAAUGAAACCUUUACUGAGAACUGUUCAUCGAAAGAAGACUCUAGCGGCGAGGAAUCUAGUGAUGGUGGUGAUGAUGAAAAUGAUCGAACAACUACUCUCAAAGUACCAUUGGAGAGGAUAACCAAGGGGUUGAUAAUUGCUUUGUUAUAUGUAGCAUUGAACAUUGAUGAAAGUGAAUUCCAACUUUCGCAUUUGCAACGUUUUAUUAGAGAAGGCCAUCUCAGCUUAUUGAAAUGCAGAAAAUUUCUCCCAAUGGAUUUUGAUGUCAAGAAAAUUCCGCGUUGGAAAUCUUUUAUACAUUCGAUGUGUAUAAAUUACAGUUCAUAUAAAAUUAGAACUACAGCCUUUUCUCUAUUUUUAAGAUUAGAUUUAGGAUUACCCAGAGUACCAGAUUUAAGAAAGAUAGCAUGUAACUUUACAAAGGAGUUAUGUUUGACAAAUGAUUUCAGUGAAUUAGUUUUUUCACUUAUGUAUCAGUUUCCGUUCGAUUUUGUUAAUGUUAGUAUGAAGAAAAAGAUGCUGGUUCUCAUCCCAGACUAUGAAUCUAUAUGUAUGGCUUAUGUUUUGGUUGCACUUAAAAUGUGCUUUGGCUUAGACUCAGAUUAUGAAAUUCGACUCUCAAAACUGGCAGACAAAGUAAAUGAUAUGCAUGAUCACCCAAAAUCUUAUAAAAUUGGAGGCUAUUCAGAAUCAUCAAACAGGUGGUAUUGCUUUACGGAAUGGUGUAUGUAUCUUAAAUUUAGGAGAACUAUUUUAUGUAAGCAUAACUUUACUUUGGCGAAACAUCUCAAUAGUGCAGUCGGCGAAAGUGUGUUCUUAGAACAUUUGUUUGACAACGAUGAAAGUAUUACAAAUUUGAGAUAUGAAUUAACCAAGGAUAUCUUAGAUAAAAUUCCUGUUGAUAAUAAUCCUUUUGUCAUACCGAAAUCAGAAUAUAGAGUAUCACUAACACCUAUGUCAGCUUAUUCAGAAGUUAUUGUGGAGUUUCUUCAAGAUCCUGAUUUAAAACUAUUGCUCUCAGAAGAUUUUAGUCAGUACUCGCUUGAAUAUGUGACGAAUAAAUCUAAACUAUUGGAUUAUGAUGAUACAAAAAGUUUAAUUACUGGUGUUACUGGUAAUAAUAAAUUUAUAAACAAAACGAUAGUUGGGAAUUUCUCUGUUAAACGCGGAGAAGAUGGGGCUAUGGUGUUUGUAAGAUUUUGCGAAAAUGAAAAUUGGUUAGAUACAAAACCACCUACAUUGCGACAUGUUAAAAUUGCCAAUGAGCAAAUUAUAAACAGUGGCGAAUCUGAAGAUGAAGAUCAUUCAAAGAGUCUAAUUAAUAUAAAUGAAAGUAAUAUUACUACAUCUGAUUCUAAAAGUAGUACAGAUACAGAUAGUAUUUCUCAAACUUUAUUACCGGAAGCAGAAAACAAUAAAGAAUUAUUAGAAAAAAAUCAAUAUGAAAAACAAAUAUCAUUUGUUGAUUAUUCAAAUGCAGUUAUAUAUGAAGAUGAUUCGAAGGAUCAUUUAAAAGAUAUUACAUUAAAUAUGACAAAUACACAUGAGACUACAACUUCACCAAUUGUUUCCGAAAAUGUUGUCCCUGAAAAUAUGAGUUGUGAUACUGUGUGUAAUAUUAAUGAUUACAAUAAUAUAUUUGAUCGAAAUACAAUUAUAAAAGAAUUACUAGAUGUUGUGUGUAGAAAGUACAAAAUUUCAUUACCACGUGAAAGCAGCAAUGGCAGUAGAGAGAAAAAACGAAAAAAUCCUGAUCCAGUUAAUUGUCCUUCUGGGCUCAAAAGACAAAGAAAACGACUAAAUGAUACAGUUAAUGAAACUGUAGCUGGCCUAUUGUCCAUAUACUACCACAAGUUAUUUGAUCCCAAUAUUAAUCCUUUCGACAAUGCUCACCAUACUUCUAACAGUUCACGAGCACACAGUUCUGCUAGUAAUUCGUUUAAUUCGAAUGUUGUUCAAAAUGAUGUAGUUGAAGAGAAUAAUUCAUCAGUUGAUGUACAAAAAGAAGAUGAAGUUAUAAAUAAAGAUAAUGAAGCGAAAAACGAAGAUGACCAAAUUUUUAAAAAUGAUAAGACUGCACUGUUAACAUCUGAUGAUGAGAGUGACGAUGAAAUAGUGAAACCAGAUCCAAAAUUUGACAAAGAAAAGCAUGAUGUUAGUCAACUAUAUCUUGAUUUCAAUGCGGAAAAGACAGAAGAUGUUACACUGACAAAACUAUUUCAUAUGGAUAAGGAAUUGGAAUGUAUACUUGAAAAACAUUUAGAAAGAAACAAAAAGUUGAAUAAAAUAGAAUCAAAACCAGUUAGUAAAGUACGCAGUAGAAAAUUAAAGAAAGGGGAAAAUAUGUCACAUAUAAAGGAAUUUAAAUAUUGGUUCCGACAUUAUGAUAUAAAUAGUUUUUUUAUAAAAUCACGUGAACAACAUGAAGAGUUUAAUAUAGAGCUAGAUGAGUUUUUUCCAAAAAGUUUUGUAUUCAUAUUACGUGAAUGUGCUGUUAUUGCAGAUACUAGUCCGUUUAGACUUUAUAAAUUAUUGCAAUACUUGGAGUCAAGACUAGUUAAAUUCGCAAGUUAAAAUCAAUAGACACUAUAAAAUAUGAGGUUUGACAUUUGAUUUAGCUUUGACAUCAUAAAUGGUGCCGUUUUGAUGAAAUUAUUGCUUUUUAAAGAAUGUAUGUAUGUAUUUGUUGGAAUAAAUCUUAUAAUUGGAAAAAACCUGAAAAACGUAACAGCCACAAAUAUAACAUUUUAAGGAAAUCGUAUUUAAAGUUUAAUCCCAUAUUAGGUACUCAAUGAAAUAAUUUUUGUUUCUAGUUUUAAUAUUUUAUUUAUUUGUCUUAGGGCCGAUUUUUCAAUCCUCAGUUAAACAACUAGAUAAGAGAAAUUCGACGGAUAGCGCAAUUCCGAAUUUUUCAACAGGCAGAUAGAAGUUAUCGAACGAAUUUAUACUAUAUCGGGUGAUUAUAUUUAUCGGCCCCUUUGGGAGCCGGUUAAGAGCUAUCGGUGGGAUAAUUAGGACGUGUUUUUAAGUUUUUUAGGCUAUAUGUGUAGAUAACAAAUAAGUGUAUUAUCUAAUCUUAAUACUAUGUUCUAAUAACUAUCAUCUUUUGACGACUACACACGUAAUUUAUGUUAUAACUAUGUAAUAUAGUAGAAAUUAUAGUAUAAUGGAUAUUUUUGAGACAAUUGACGACUUCGCGAUUGAAGAAGAAAUCCAUUUCCUCAAGAAGUAAAGGCCACGAAAACAAUUUUAAAUUGAAAUAAACUGAACAAAUAAACGAGUGAAUUAGAGGUUUGUUGUUAUUAAUUGUUGUGAUAAAUGUCUUAUGUCAAACACGCAUCCUUUGACCUUUCUCUGUCUUAUGCGUUAAAUAAUAUAUAUGUCCAUCUCGCUUGUGUGAAGUGUGAAGUUGCUUCGACAAUACCACAGACAACUAUUCUUUGGAUAAAAAGCGAUUGAAAAAUUCAAAACUUUUAAUCGUUAGAUAAACAGUAAGUUGAUUUUAUUCUCUCGAUAGUUAUCUGGUGAUUUAUCUGAGGAUUGAAAAAUCGGCCCUAAAUUGAUUAAACAUUACGAUAAUUUUAUCCUUGUUAUAAUUUACAACAAGAAUACUUUUUUUUAAAUAUUCUUAAAAAUAUUGACGAAGCAAGUUUUUUUGAUAGAUUGCAAAAUGUCAGUACAGUCCUGACACAAGUUUAACAUUUUAUGCUCAUCCCUUAGAAUAGCGUUAAUAUUCAAAGACCCAUCUAAGAAGUUUUCACUUCAAAAAUUAUAGCACCCAAUUACUUAUAUGAAAAAUAUACAGAUAUAGUUAACAGAUAUGUUAAUUGUAUCAGCUAUCAAUGAAUCAAAGAACUUGAAACAGAAGUCACCCAAUUAUAUUUGCAUUGAAAAGUCAAGUUUAUACCCUGAAAAAAAUAUAUUAUUAUGUCUGUUAAAGGUACGCUAUAGUAAUAAUCUGUCAUGUCAUCAAUUUACUUUUCUAUACUUUCUAACAAUCUAGUAAAUUUUUUUAUUUCAAUUAAAUUUUUGAGUAAGUAUUA
This is a messenger RNA of Leptidea sinapis, 4629 nucleotides long. RefSeq lists its product as uncharacterized. Gene Ontology annotation, cellular component: RNA polymerase transcription factor SL1 complex; RNA polymerase I core factor complex. The transcript has 3 exons. Gene Ontology annotation, biological process: nucleolar large rRNA transcription by RNA polymerase I; RNA polymerase I preinitiation complex assembly. Gene Ontology annotation, molecular function: RNA polymerase I core promoter sequence-specific DNA binding. The record is from RefSeq and is a predicted model, not a curated record. NCBI's taxonomy places the organism in Eukaryota, Metazoa, Arthropoda, Insecta, Lepidoptera, Pieridae. Bases 164 to 3160 code for a protein of 998 amino acids.